Molecule: messenger RNA, 1838 nt
Organism: Actinia tenebrosa (Australian red waratah sea anemone)
Lineage: Eukaryota; Metazoa; Cnidaria; Anthozoa; Actiniaria; Actiniidae
Product: ferric reductase SjCytb561
Molecular function (GO): oxidoreductase activity
Source: RefSeq, a predicted model, not a curated record
GCCAUGAUUGUUUAUCGUGUCUUUCGAUACCAGAACAAGUUUGUGGUUAAAUUGGUUCACUUUGGUCUUCAGCUGGUUGCAUUCGCCAUAGCUGUUCUGGGUCUGAAGGCAGCUUUUGACUUUCACAAUCAUAACAAAAUUCCUAAUAUGUAUUCACUGCAUAGCUGGCUUGGAAUUUCUACAAUGUUUUUGUUCACUACUCAGCUUGCUGGUGGUUUUAUAAGUUUCUUGUUCCCCAAGUUACCCGAUGGUCCACGGGCAUCAUAUCACAAGAUUCACAUCUUCUUUGGUGUGUUGAUUUUCAUGAUGGCUAUUGCUACAUGUCUUCUAGGAAUGACUGAAAAAGCUCUAUUUUCCAUCAAGGCAACAUACUCCAAGUUUGUACCUGAAGGUAUCCUCAUCAAUGUCCUGGGCGUCAUCCUUGUAUUGUUAGCUGCCAUAGUCAUGUUUGUUGUGACCAACUCGGCCUACAAGAGAGUGGAGAAUGAUGACGAGCAAAAAGCCUUAAUGUCUACCAAUGACUAAGGCCUAGUUUUCACUUGCAACAAAAUCAGAGUCGGAAUAAAUAAAUAAUCUUUAUUGAGGAAUCAACUUAUAACAAAGGGAAAACCAGAAAACCAAAACAGAAGUGAAGUAGAAGCAGAAUCAGAAGGAUCGGAAGGUUUCCUGUUGCUUGGCUUGUGCUUCCACUUAUGACAAGCAUUUUUCAUUUGCAGUCAGUCACGCAUGAACUGCUUCGGACUCUGACUUCGUCGCAAGUGAAACCAGGCUUAAAUGUCAUACAAUGUGAUGUAUGUUACCUUGGCUAGCCAAUUGAAAUUAAUAUUUAAUGUUUCAUUAGUAUGGUCAAUCAUAGAUUUUUUUCUUUUAACAACAUCAUGACAGUUAAUUAUUUCUUUAAAAAAAAUUAACAGACCUGACUUGUAAGCAGGGGUCUGUCAAAGCAAUUUUCCCCUGAUUUUUGAUUGACAAAUAUUAGAAAGGCUAAGGUAUCAUGUGCCACAAUAUAGUGCAAACACUAUAUCUUUGAAACAGUACUAUAUGUUAUUCAUAACUAGCAAGAGCUCUAUGUACAUGUAAUACUAAAUAGCACCGAUGAAACACUAAUAGGAAACAAUUGAUGGGUUUCAAGCAUUCCCAAGAGAGUUAAAAAACAAAAGCAUGGCGGCCAUGCAUUGUGGUACCGUUAACAAAGGAUGCUAAUGAGAAAUCUUUUGUUAAAUAAUACCAACAUGGCUGCGAUGACGUAACGUGCAAUUGAAGAAUAGACAUACUUGAGCUAUUUUGGACCAUGACGUAGUGCAAUAUAAACUUAUUAGUACUGUUUCACAAAUUAGCGUUUGCACUGAAAUAUUGGAAUUUAAUUGCAGGAAACUGUAAAAUUUUAAUUAUUUAAAUCUUAAAUAUUAAGGUUCAAUUUAUUUAAAGUUAAAAAGAUAAAUUUUACUAAAAUUUUCAAUAACUCAAACAGUUUUGUCGUGUAUCUCAGCAACAAAUAGUACUCAUGCAUCAUGAAAAAUGGUUUGGUGUGAUUUACGUUUUAACUGGAUCAUUUAAAAAAAAAUUAUUUACCCUUUCUUUGUUGCAAAUAUGAAUACAUAGAAAUAAUAUUUAAAUUCAUAUCAUUAGGUAUAUGUUAAUAUUAUGAUAAUUCAAACUAUUGAUCUUUUUAGUGCUAUCAAUAUAAUGACUCAAGACUAAACGGAAUGAGUGAACAAAUUUUAAUUUAUUGGAAAUUAUAUGUCAUUCUGGGUAUCAUAGUUUGAUUUUACUAAUGCCAGUGAUCAAAGUUGUAUGAUAAGGGACUAACAGUCAAAUUAAAACAAAAGAAAAUAAUG